CGCGCUUCUAUAACAGAGUUUCGCCAUUUUGAAUAGAAACAUAUCAACGGUUUUUAUUUUCCUCUCCCCCACGUCUCUCGCCGUGCACGAGAGCGCCCGUGACAACUCUGCGUAGUGAUUUACAUCAGAAUAUUGCUUAAUUAUUAAUCCUUUAAUAAAAUAAAGGGUAAACCCAACAACUUUGAUGGGCACGAUGGCUCGCGCAUUGGCCAGAUAGUUAAGAGGAAAACGGUCUCGUGGCAGCUGCGGGGUUUCACACAGCGCGCGCGGGGCAGCAGCAGCGCCACCGCUGCACGAGCCUGACCAACACUAACCGAUAACCAGUCUAGCAGCCUGAAGACACUUACAGUGGGGUGUCGGUUCUUCUGAGGAGUGUAUUCGAGGAGUGCCUGGUGGGAAGUGGACCUCAUGCAGAUUAAUGCUAGGUCAUUCUGUGCUGUUUGCAUCUUGCCACUCAAAUGCCUGUCUGCCUGUGGAGGAGGUGUAACUAAGGAUUCACGAGUUUCAUCAGCUGGUCUGUGCUUCCUGCCAUCAUGUUCUGGAAGUUUGACCUGAACAACACCUCCCAUAUCGACCAGCUGCUGGAUCAAGAGGAUGUGACUCUGAGAGAGUUGAUGGAAGAGGAGGAUGUUCUGCAGGAGUGCAAAGCACAGAACCGCAAGCUCCUGCUCUUCCUCUCCAAGGAAGAGUGUAUGCAGGAGCUGGUCACUCUCAUCACCGAGGAGCCACCUGCUGAUCUGGAGGAGAAAACACGCUUCAAGUUUCCAAAUAUUGCCUGUGAGCUUCUGACCUCAGAUGUGGCUCUUAUCAAUGAUAAGCUGGGUGGAGAUGAAUCCCUUUUGGAGAAGCUCUACCACUUUCUGGAGCAGGAGCCACCCCUUAAUCCCCUGCUGGCCUCCUUCUUCAGCAAGACCAUCGGCAACCUGAUUGCACGGAAAACAGACCAGGUAAUCUCUUUCCUAAGGAAAAAACACAACUUUAUCAGUCUGGUGCUGAAUCACAUUGAUGCCUCGGCCAUGAUGGACCUAUUGCUGCGUCUCAUCAGCUGUGUAGAGCCUGCCCCCUUGAGGAUGGAGGUCCUCAAUUGGCUGAAUGAGGAGAGGCUCAUUCAGAGACUUACAGAGCUAAUGCAUACAGGGAGAGAUGAAGAGAGACAAUCUAAUGCAUCCCAGACUCUUUGUGACAUCAUCCGACUCAGUCGAGACCAGGCCAAUCAGCUGUCGGAGGUCACUGAAGCAGACCCCUUACUCGCUGUCCUGGAGUCACAAGACAAUGUGGAAGAGCUUUUGAAGAACAUGUUUGAAGGCGAGAGGACUGAAGCGUCCAUCGUCAAUGGAACGCAAGUGCUUCUUACGUUACUGGAGUCACGGAGGUCAGGGCUGGAGGGUCUGAUGGACCUGUAUUCUCAGGGAUGUGAAAGGUCUUACACUGUCAACAGCAGUAUUUUCCGUGCUAUUGAGCCUCAUCUAAAGGACUUCCAGCAACUCCUACUGAACCCUCCAACGAGAAGUGCAAUACUCACUACGGUGGGCGUUCUGGAGCAGCCCCUGGGGAGCGCCCGCCUACAUGUGGCCAGACUGGUGGCUUCUCUGCUGCAGACUUGCGACCUCAGCAUCUGCCAGGAGAUCUGCAGACUCAACAUCAUGGACCUGCUGUUGGAUUUAUUCUUUAAAUACACCUGGAAUAAUUUCUUGCACUUGCAAGUGGAGCUGUGUGUGGCAUCCAUCAUGAACCACUUUGCCCACACGGACCUCCAAAGCCCAGGCCUGCAGAACCACGAGGAGAGGCCAGCCGCAGGUGCAGGCAGCCCUGUGGAGGAGGAAACACCUGGCCAGAACAACGCCUCAGACCCAGCAACUAUACCCGAUCAGGAUGCUCUUGUUAGCAAUCUCUUUCAGCAUUGUCGGCUGGUGCAGAGAAUUCUGGAUGCCUGGGAGGAAAAUGACAAAAUCCAGUCUGAAGGGGGCAGACGAAGGGGAAAUAUGGGUCACCUGACGAGAAUCGCUAACACUGUGGUUCAGAACCUGGAGAAAGGGCUGGCUCACUCACAGAUUAACGGGUUGAUUAAAGAGCUGCCAGAGGACUGCAGAGGUCGCUGGGAGAGUUUUGUGGGGGAGACUUUGAGAGAAACCAAUAGGAGAAACACAGUGGACUUGGUGAGCACUCAUAACUUGCACUCAUCUAGUGAAGAUGACGAUAUGGAAAGCCCCUUCCCCAACGAUCUGUCCAUCCAACAGGCAUUCUCAGAUUACCAGAUUCAGCAGAUGACUGCCAAAUUUGUGGAUCAGUUUGGCUUCAACGAUGAGGAAUUCAGUGAACAUGAUGAAAACAUCAAUGCUGCAUUCGAUCGGAUUGCUGAAAUAAACUUUAACAUAGACGCAGAUGAUCAUAGUGCCAAUGCUGCAGCUUUUGAGGCGUGUUGUAAAGAGCGUAUCCAGCAGUUUGAUGACUGCGAGGAAGAAGACGACAUUUGGGACGAAAAAGAAAUUAACUAUGCAACACAAAUCAAAUCCAGAUCGAGGUUUGGGGUGUCUCUUUCUUCAGACAGCUCACCCAAAAGUGCCGUAAGGAACGGAGGUGGAGGCCGCGGGUCGGCCUCUGAGGAUGAGGAUGUUGAGGAAGAGGCCAGUCCUCCCUCUGCGCACACAUCUGCCGGCAGGGCAGCAGAGUCUCAGUCGGCUCAAAACUCGGGCUGGACGGCAAGUUUUGGCGAAACGGAGGCGAGCUCAUCCAGUGCCUGGGGUGGGUCACCUCAGCAGAGCGGUGAGGGCCCACAGGGCACAGGUUGGGCCUCCUUCACAGAGUUCCAACCAUUCAGCAGCACAGAGUCCAGCCUGAAAGAGGGACAGUCUCAACAAGGCCAAGAGAAAAACUCGGCCGGCAGCGGUUCGGCUACGGGAGAGUGGGAAGCAAGUCCCGGACAGAAAGCCCCUCUCGUGGCCUCGGACAGCAGCUCAUCGGGAGGCUCAGACAGUGAAGAGGACCCUGGAGAAAAUAAGAGCGAGGGCUCUCCUAAAACACCUGCCAACCAGACAACAGCACCCACGAGUGAGGUGUCCACUGAAGCUCUGGAGAAGCUCAGCAUCACAGAUACGGCUGAACACAACAGCGAGUCUUCCGUACCUACAGAAGACUCUAACACCACUGUGACGGAGACGAGAGUCAAGUCAUGUUCAGCUGAGAUCACACCUAACGGACCCGUCUGAAGGUUCCGGAUUAGAGUCCGACAGAGACCCGGCCCACUCUCCACCUCUUCCAUUCUGAACCCCCAAACCUCAAUACCACUUUUGGUGUUUAAAUAAAGAAUGCUGCCAUGUUAUUGGUCCUGGAUACUGCCAAUCAGCCCAUCAUUGGAGGAAGGAGCCAGGGGCAUGUAACACAAACCAGUAACCAGUACAGUUCUCAGAGGUGUUAGUCUGUUAAUCCUUUCAACUUUGUAUGAGAUAUGCACAGUUUUAAAUGUAGCAGUGAACCGUGUGAUUACAGGAUCUGUCAGGACUUUAUUUUUCUGGGUUUGUCUCCCUGCUAUCAUUUUUCUGGAUUAUUUUUCGCUCGCAGUUUGGGACGGUAAAAAACGGGGAUGAAAUUGGAAAGCACAGGCUCAUCCUUCGCCGCACCACAUGUAGACACGACGUCACGCAAAAUCAGAUGUCGCCUCUGCAACGAUUUACUGUAUGUUGAAGCACAACUGAAGUUGUCUGUAAUGCUUGACACUUUUCUGCACAGGUCACCGCCCCUGCCAAGAUUUUUAAAUCCUUUUUAUUAUUAUUGCGGCCUGAUCUCAUUAAAUCAUAUAUUUGAAUGUUCGGAAGUGCUUUGGGGGAGGUAAUAUAUGAAUAUUUUAGCUCUGAAAUGGUGCCAACGGCGGCACUUGUGCAAUAACAUUUAGGAAUUUCAUUUCAUUUGAAUCAUUCGGAAAAUGUACACUUAAUGGUGGGACUGUGCCUGUUUGAAUUAUUUUGGGUUCAUUUUUUUCAUUGCAUGCAAAGCGUUCUUUAUCAAGCAUAUACGAGCAACCAUUAUUCUGGCGACGUUCUGGUUGGUUAGUCAAGACCUUCUGAUUGUAUUGAAUUACAUUCAUCAUUAUACGUUAUCCCCCUCAGAUCAACCAAACAGUAUCUACCUAAUUUCUACUCAAUGUUAAGCUUUCUAAAAUGGGAAUCAAGGGUUUAAAGCAAAAAUCUAAAAGUAUUCAUAGUAACCUUUGCCUUAAGUUACAAAUCCUUUGAAAUCCCUGUAACAGGAUAGAAGGGUUUGCUUCAAAAAAAUGCAAACAGACAUCUUUCGUCUGUUUUUAAAUGACAGCGGGUCAUGAAAUAACUCCCCCCACAAUUUUACCUGAAUCUCUAUCUAACGUGAACAUGUUCCAGAGGCCAAGCUUUUUCAUUCUAAUCCCUAGCACACUAUAUCCUAUAAAUUAUUCCAUGGGACAGUGUUAUGCACCAUUUUUAAAAAUAUGAAAUCUUACUAUAUGCUGUCAGAUGUUGUCUCCGAAUCUUCCGGUAGCUCUUGUAUUACUUCAUACUGAAUAUCAUGUCAUUAUUUUCCUACAGGAUUUUAUCACGUAUCAUUUCUCUGCAAGCUUACGAUGGUACCAAAUCUGUUGGAUUACAGGAUUGGGAUAUUGCAUUAUUUAUUUUGCACUUAUUGAGGUGUUGGUGCGGAGACCUGGUCUCCCAUCAUGCAUUGGAACACCCUGAUUUUUUUUUGUCUCUCCCGCUGGAGUGUAAAUCCUCCAUUGACUCUGCUUCUUAUAUCUAUGACAUGUUCAAAGGUUUGUUUCCAAAGCCAAAAGUAUGUAUUUGCCUUUUCUUUAACUGUUUAAAAAAAUCUUAUUUUUAACUUUAACCAAUAUUAUUUUACAUAUUGUAGAGAUUCUAAUUUAUGUGAUCUUCAGCAACCAAAAUAUUGCUCUGUUCAAUUCUG
This is a messenger RNA of Triplophysa rosa, 4926 nucleotides long. RefSeq names its product protein phosphatase 6, regulatory subunit 2a (gene ppp6r2a). Bases 534 to 3206 code for a protein of 890 amino acids. NCBI's taxonomy places the organism in Eukaryota, Metazoa, Chordata, Actinopteri, Cypriniformes, Nemacheilidae. The record is from RefSeq and is a predicted model, not a curated record. Gene Ontology annotation, molecular function: protein phosphatase binding; protein phosphatase regulator activity. The transcript is spliced from 24 exons. Gene Ontology annotation, cellular component: cytosol; nucleus.